Molecule: messenger RNA, 2403 nt
Organism: Talaromyces stipitatus ATCC 10500
Lineage: Eukaryota; Fungi; Ascomycota; Eurotiomycetes; Eurotiales; Trichocomaceae
Exons: 11
Coding region: 1-2403 (800 amino acids)
Molecular function (GO): ATP hydrolysis activity; ATP binding
Source: RefSeq, a predicted model, not a curated record
AUGGCUUCCAGCUCCCACAAUUCAAAACCACAGGCUCAAGUUGCCACGCCCCCUGACAUCAGACAGCUCCAUCGCGGGCAAACUGGAACGAAACGGCCAGUCUCUCCCUAUCGCAGACACAUCGGACACGUGCGCAAUUUCCAAGCUGGGGACGCUGUAACCGAAAUCGACGACUGCUCACAAGAAUCAUGUCGAUUUCCCCGGACAGAGCUCGACGCUAGAUCUGUGGAAGCUACAACGUCGCCGAAUAGUCCACACGUGGCCCCUUCGAAUUUCAUCACCAAAGAAGAGCUGAAAUGGUUGUUUACGGAAGUGCUGCGAAUUCAAAGCGCACAACCUACCUCGGAUGGCAAGGAUUCUAGCAGCAACGAGAAGCCCAAAGAACAAGACAAUGGAGCGAGAAUUCGUGCCUCAAAGGUGGGGUAUAAGACCGUCAACGAGGUAUGGGAUUCCGCGAAGUAUGAAUAUAAGAUCAUCAACUCUGCCCCAGUUCCGGAUGUCGAUGAAUUAGACGAAUACAUAUUUGUGAUUCGUAAACGCAGUCACAAGCAGAGCAAAGAGCUCAUUGUUUACGUUGACAUCAAAUCACCGGAAUUAAGAGACAUCUUGAGAGAGGUUCUGAAAGAUAUCAGAACAGCGAACUUCGAUGCUGAUCGGCCUGCGAUUGAGCGUGAUCUUUUAUAUCACUACCUAGAUGAGUUAAGAGAUUACCAAAAGAGGCUUCGCUCCCAAGAAGCGAUCUCUGAUGAUGCUAAGCUUCACCUAAGCAAACUUAUGCAGCACCUUGAAGAAACCUAUGCACCAGUGGUAGAGCAAUUGAAGCUGCUCCAAGAAUCUCAAAAAAUCACCUGGGAUCUCAUCUGGGCUCUGCUUAAACCAGGGACGCUAGUCUUUGCGACUUGCCCCUCCACCGUCAACGGACGCUAUCUCGAUUAUGACGGAGAAGUUUUCGGUGAAUCUACCGAGACGCUACAGAUUGGAUCUUUUCGAAGCACCAAGCAGAUUCAGACCUUGCCUGUUUAUCCGCUGAAGUACCACACAGACCCAAAAAUCUGGUCACGACUGGUUUGCAAUGGCCGCCAUUUCGUUUCCCUGAUCGGCAGCCACCAUCGCGAGUACCGCGGAAAUAUGUUCAUCCCAGACAAGAACAGAUUAUUGAAACUCCACGUGAAUGGAAGGAUCAUGGUCGAUGCUGCCAUUUUCCGCAAGACGAAUCCAAACUAUCCGAGGUUAGAAAUCAAAAAACCUGAUACGGUCGAUUUUUUCUUCGAACAGGUGAAACAGGGUGGACCAGAAAGCCGCAUUCGAGGCAAGGAUAUCGACUUCAGUGCGAUGAAAGAAGAGGACCUCGCAAUUUGUAGCCCGACAGUGCUAGGGUUCUCCUUGAACGAAAAAAUCUGGGGCGAGUAUUACCAAGCCAAAAACAGAGAAUUCGGUGUGGAAAGUAUCAAGGAAAUCACUUUCUCGAACGCCCCUUUCGACAUGUUAACGGUUCCUGAAGACAAGAAAAAAGUGAUAAAGUCUCUUGCGGAGAGCCGUGUCAGCACUAGGUAUGAGGGCACGUUCGAUGAUAUUAUUGCAGGAAAAGGACGAGGGGUCAUCAUUCUCUUACAUGGCCCACCAGGUGUUGGGAAGACACUUACUGCCGAAGCCAUCUCUGAACGGCUUCAAAGGCCUCUAUAUUCAAUCUCGUCUGGAGACCUGAGUAUACGGGCGGAGGAGCUUGAGGCACAGCUCACCCGUGCCUUUCAAGUAGCUAGCGAUUGGAAAGCGGUCCUGCUCCUCGAUGAAGCGGAUGUAUAUCUGCAAAAACGAGACGGUUUCCAUUUAGAACGAAAUCGUCUGGUUGCGACAUUUCUCCGCACGCUUGAAUAUUAUGAUGGAAUCUUUUUCCUCACGACGAACAUGCUGGGGGAUUUCGAUUCCGCCAUUCUCGAUCGAAUUCAACUCAAACUACAGUAUGACGAUCUAGAUCGAUCGGCUAGAAAAUCGGUUUUCCAGCAUUUUCUGCGGGAACAUUCGGCAGAUAUCGAGGAAGAAGCCUUGACACAGGUCUCCGAGGUUAAGCUAAAUGGUCGCCAGAUCAAAAAUGUUGUGAAAAUUGCCCAUAAUGUUGCGAUGAGCGAAAACACAAGAGUUUGUACAAGUCAUCUGCGGCUAGCUCUCACACAAAGUGGAUACAGUAUUCCCACCCAAGGUGUCUUGGCGUUUGAUGAUAGCUUGUACCCGUCGCUUCACCUCCCCCCACCCUAUUCGGACUGGAAUAGGGUGGGGGGAGGUGAAGCAACGGGUAUCAGUGAACUUAAUUAUAGAGCUCGUAAAGAAGUUGAGGUGUGUAGUGUCACAUUCCUUGGCAAAGGCUCAAAAUCUGGAUGCCUGAACUUUAAGGCAGAACACUACUAG